This is a messenger RNA of Calliphora vicina (urban bluebottle blowfly), 1533 nucleotides long. RefSeq names its product aminoacylase-1B. Gene Ontology annotation, molecular function: aminoacylase activity. The transcript has 6 exons. Gene Ontology annotation, cellular component: cytoplasm. NCBI's taxonomy places the organism in Eukaryota, Metazoa, Arthropoda, Insecta, Diptera, Calliphoridae. The record is from RefSeq and is a predicted model, not a curated record. The coding region runs from base 243 to 1445 and encodes 400 amino acids. Gene Ontology annotation, biological process: amino acid metabolic process.
GUGUCGAUCAUUAGUGCAAGUGAGAUUAUCAAAACGAUCGGACGUACAGAAAAUAACAAAAUAAAAAAAAAAACAAAAACCACCAGCUAAAUAAAAAAAUAUCUAUCUCUAUAUAAAAACAUUAAGUGAUCGAUCGAAUUAGUAGUACAUAAUACAUAUUUAAUAACAAUAAUAAAAUAAACAAAACAAAGCAACAGAUCAUCUGUAACAGUUAUAAUUUUGAUCGUACAGGGGAAAGAAACAUGGCUCAAGAUUGGCAAAACAAUGAAGAAAUACAAUAUUUUUGUGAAUAUUUGCGUAUACCCAGUGUUCAUCCACAGCCCGAUUACAAACCGUGUGUGGAAUUUUUAAGAAAACAAUCUCAAUUGCUGGGCAUGCCCAUGCGUGUCUAUUGUCCAGUAAAUGAAGAAAAUCCUAUUGUCAUACUAACAUGGGCUGGCACAGAUUUAAGUUUGCCCGGAAUAUUGCUCAACUCGCACAUGGAUGUCGUACCGGUAUUUCCUGAAAACUGGACACAUCCGCCAUUUGGAGCUGAUAUUGAUGAAGAGGGUCGUAUUUAUGCACGUGGUACACAGGAUAUGAAAUGUGUUGGCAUGCAAUAUUUGGGAGCUUUGCGUGCACUGAAACGAAGUGGCGUACAAUUUAAGCGAACUAUAUAUUGUUCAUUUGUACCAGAUGAGGAAAUGGGUGGUGGUCUCGGCAUGAGGCCAUUUGUUGAAACAUGUGAUUUUAAAUCACUAAAUAUUGGUUUCUCUUUGGAUGAAGGUUUAGCAUCACCCACUGAUGUCUACCCAGUGUUUUAUGCUGAACGUAGUGUAUGGCGUGUGUAUUUUCACAUCAAUGGCAAUGCGGGUCAUGGUUCAUUGUUGCUAAAAAAUACGGCUGGUGAAAAACUCAAUUAUAUUUUACAUAAAAUGAUGUUAAUGCGUGAAGAGCAGGUCCGUCGCUUGGAAAAUAAUCCACAACUAACAAUCGGAGAUGUAACAACCAUUAAUCUAACCAAAAUUUCAGGUGGCGUACAAAGUAACGUUAUACCGCCAAAAAUGAUGUUGUGCUUUGAUGUUCGCUUAGAUUUAAAUGUUGAUCAUAAGAAAUUUGAAGCCAAGCUGCACCAGUGGUGCAAGGAAGCUGGUGGAGAUAUAGAAAUUACCUACGACCAGCAACGUCCCCGUGUCGCGCCUACUGCUACCGAUAAUAGUAAUCCAUAUUGGGUGGCCUUCAAAAAAGCCACCGAUGAAAUGGGUCUCAAGAUUGAACGUCAAAUAUUUACUGGUGGCACUGAUAGUCGUUACAUACGCCAAGUUGGUAUUCCUGCUUUAGGCUUUUCACCAAUGAAUAAUACUCCAGUAUUGUUGCACGACCACGACGAAUUCAUACGCACUGAUACGUAUUUGCAGGGCAUUGAAAUUUAUAAGAAAAUUAUUUCAAAUUUGGCAAAUGCCUGAUUUUAGUUUAAAGUGUUUUAUGCAAUGUUGUACAGUUUUUAAAACUAGUUUUUUAAAAUAAAACAAAUAAGACUUUACCCCUUCCAAA